GACAGGAUGAAAUUGGUCGUCUCGAUAGGAAUCCAGCAGCAGUUUGGAGAGCGUUGACUGGACCUGAAGGGCCAUCGAGGAAGAAGAGAGGACGACCCUGGUCUGAGCUGUAACCAUGGGAUCGAGGAUGGAGGUGGCACAGCUUGAGAGCAGGAUGAACACUGAGGACUAUAGAAAGCUUCAGGGCGUCUUCCUGGACCCCUCGGGUGCACCUCGCUCCUUGUCCAGAGCUGAAUUCAUCAAUCUGGCUCGGUCAUCCGUUGGUUGUGGCUCCGAGGAGGAAUACGGCUUCCUGUUUGACAGCGUGGUCGUCACUCAGGAGCACCGCGGCCUCCUUCUGGACGUCGACGCCGUGAAGGAAGAUGGACGCGUCGACUGGGGAGGCCUGUGCUCUUUUCUGCUACUGGAGCUUUCUGAUAAAAUGAAGAGCACCAGAACCAGGACGGGGCCCUGCUGGAAGACACCACGCACUUUGACCUGCCCGCAUCGAGACCCGGUUCAAAAGGUGUUGUACCUGCAGAGUUCAGGUCAGUAUCUGACUGUGAGUAAAGGAGGAACUGUGGGGCUGCGGGACAGAGAGGACAUGUCCCUCCUGCACACACAUCGACUGCACAACAGCACGAUCGCACCCAAAGACCUCUGGGUCACGGACAUGGUGCUGCUGCACAACAUACACAAGAUAGCUGUGUCUUUCACAAGUAAGGAGCUGUGCUUCUAUGACAUUCUGUCAAAACAGGACUUUGGGCUCAAGUAUAAACUCCAGGGUUUAAAGUUUACUCCCUGGUGUCUAGACUACUGGGUGGAUCCCUCUCAGCCGGACCGGGCUGUCCUCACUGUAGGAGACAUCGGAGGACAGGUCAGUGCGUUAUAUUUUACCUCAGCUCAGAUCUCUCUGUUUGAGAGACUUAGUCUGAGGACGGACUCAGAUUCAGCGGACAUCAUCCUGUGGGACGAGCUCGUCAAAGGAAAGCAUCGCUCCUGUUACACUGUGACACACAAAGCGCACGCUCCUGCCUGGGUUAGAAAAGUACGUUACCUGGGCUCGCUGGAAGCCUUCGUGUCGUGCAGCACCAGGCCGCAGAGCAGCUUGGUGAUCGGCUGGAGGGAAAAGGAAAGCAGGAGUCUACGAGUCACUUCUUUCUUUACCAAGAGGGGUGUGUGGGACCUGGACCACCACUGUGAACUCAAUCUGAUAGCCACAGCAGGUGUGGAUCAUCAGGUCUUGCUGUGGAACCCGUAUGUGACCUCGGAGCCGGUUUGUGUGCUCGGCGUGCACACGAGCCCCGUCACCGCGGUACGCUUCAUGCAGACCAAGCAACAGCUGCUCAGCUACUCCAGAGAUAAGGUCCUGUGUCUGUGGGAUGUAACUCAUCAGCUGUGUGUUCACCGUCUGGCCGGUGUCUUCCCAAAGACCCAGGAGGACGCACACACGCUCCUGUUUCUGCACGAGGAGCGUCAACUCCUCUUGCUAUCCUUCAACAGUCUGCUUCUCCUGCUGGAGACGACGAAGGAGGAGAAGAGGGCCAGCAGCCAUGAGCACCCUGUUACCUGUGUGCUGUAUAACAGUCUGUUCAGACAGGUAGUCAGCAGCGACUCUGCCUCCUCUGUGAUCUGCUGGCUGCCCGACACGGGCCAAAAGGUCAAGCAGUUCCACCGCUGCCAUGGCAACGCCGAAAUAUCCACCAUGGCCCUGGAUGGCACGCAGACCCGGCUGUUUACUGCAGGCACUGACGGAGAGGUCAAAGUGUGGGACUUCAAUGGCCGCUGCCUCCACAGAAUGAACGCCGGCCUGGGUCGGUCUGUGGGGAUCUCGCAGAUCCUGCUGCUGAAGAGGAGUAUACUGGUGAUGGGCUGGCAGAGGAUGUUCACAGUUUUCCGUCUGCAUUCCUUCUCGCAGUCUUUUGUUGAACCGUCAGAGUGGAAGGGAGGCGUGCAGCAUCGCAGCGACGUGCUCUGUGCCGCAUUCCAGCCUCCACAGACUCUGGUCACAGCCGGUUGUGUGCUCGGCGUGCACACGAGCCCGUCACCGGUACGCUUCAUGCAGACCAAGCAACAGCUGCCUCAGCUACUCCAAGAUAAGUAUCAGCAGCGACUCUGCCUCCUCUGUGAUCUGCUGGCUGCCCGACACGGGCCAAAGGUCAAGCAGUUCCACCGCUGCCAUGGCAACGCCGAAAUAUCCACCAUGGCCCUGGAUGCACGCAGACGGCUGUUUACUGCAGGCACUGACGGAGAGGUCAAAGUGUGGGACUUCAAUGGCCGAUGCCUCCACAGAAUGAACGCCGGCCUGGGUCGGUCUGUGGGGAUCUCGCAGGUCCUGCUGCUGAAGAGGAGUAUACUGGUGAUGGCUGGCAGAGUACUGUAG
Cottoperca gobio is the source of this 2362-nucleotide messenger RNA. RefSeq names its product WD repeat-containing protein on Y chromosome-like. Bases 116 to 2362 code for a protein of 748 amino acids. The transcript is spliced from 17 exons. Lineage: Eukaryota; Metazoa; Chordata; Actinopteri; Perciformes; Bovichtidae. The record is from RefSeq and is a predicted model, not a curated record. Gene Ontology annotation, molecular function: protein binding.